Molecule: messenger RNA, 3066 nt
Organism: Echinococcus granulosus
Lineage: Eukaryota; Metazoa; Platyhelminthes; Cestoda; Cyclophyllidea; Taeniidae
Product: Zinc finger protein 589
Exons: 5
Coding region: 1-3066 (1021 amino acids)
Cellular component (GO): nucleus
Source: RefSeq, a predicted model, not a curated record
AUGAUCAAACCAGGUUUCUUGGAGCUCCCGUCGUCAAAUACUUCAGUAUCUACCGACUUUUGUGUGAAUUACACUGAUAACCUAAACAUCGCGGGUGAACAUCACCAUCAGUCAAUGAUAAACUAUCAUGGUAUCGACCAAAAGCCAUACAUUGACAAAGUGAUCGACAAUCCGUCCCCCUCCUUUCACCCCAAUUCAAAACCUGAAAAUGAUAUCGAUGCACUUUUUCAUUCCAGUAGCGUCGUCAGCGCUACUGAGCGUAUAGGCGAUGUGCCAGACAGCUUUUUAAAUGGUCCCUCUACCUCCGAAAACAAUGUAACUUCACCCUCUGGUCUAGUCACUCCCCCCAUCCUCUCAGGCAAUAAGGAUAAUCAACGAACUCUUCCUGAAAACGUUGGUGCAAUAAUUGCAUCUCGUCUUAAAGUUGAAGACCGGGUCGAUGGAAGCAUGAUUACACCCGAGGUAUCACUAAGUCCCUCCAUCGCAAAUGGUGACAAACAGCCUCCACCUGAAUUUCCUCCUCAAUUCGGUCUUCCACAACUUCCUCCGCCGAUCUCUCCCAAAUGUGACGAUAUGCCCAAAUCCCCCAACUCCCUUCACAAAGAACUUUCAACCCCCACACCCAUCACUUCUCUCCAUCCUCGUAACUCACCAGAAAAGUCUCUAGAUCAUGACACUCCUUCCACUGUCUCUCCUCCCGCCUCCCUUCCAGUUCUCCCACCUCCUGCCACCUUAACGAAACGUGAACCCGAGUCCACCUCUACUUCUCCUGUCUGUGACGAUGCAGAAUACGCAGCUGCAGCAAGAGCUGCUGUUGACAGUGUCGUCUGUGCUCUGGUGGGUAACAAGACACCCUGCACGACUGCUGCCUAUGAUCCUGCCCUCGUAGGCACCGGUACUGAUCGGUUGUACUCGCUGAGCCUUGCGCCUGUUGGGAAAACGGACCCGGUGGUGGUUGCUACAGCUACCAACACCUCUACUACCGUUGCCGUUACUUCUGCUGCUACUUCAGCGGUUUCUGUGUGUUCCCACUCCUCCCUCCUCGCCUCUGCAGCGAGGGCUUCUGCUGAGGGUUUGAUUUCUCUCACCUGCCCCACAUGUAGUUCUAUGGUAUCUGUCAAGCAGUUGAUGGCACGACAGCGCACCCCGGGAGAGGCGAAGCAUGUCUGUGACACCUGUGGCAAGUCCUUUGUGCGAGAGGAUAAGCUGAAGAGACACAUUAUGUCUAUACAUACGAUGGAGAAGCCGCAUGUUUGCCAGAUUUGCACAAAGGCGUUCUCUAGAAAGGACAAACUAAAGGACCACCUCCGUCACCACGACAGGGCAGCACGAACUUUUGAAUGUGCCCAGUGCCUAUCUCCCUUCGUCCAAAAGUCCGACCUUAAUCGACACGUCCGUGGCGUGCAUCAGGGUGAACCCGGCGUCGGCAUCAACAUGACUGUGCGUCGUCGGAUGCCUGCCUCGUCUCCUGCCACUCGGCCAUCGAAAAAGAAGAAACCAUCUUCAGGUGCAACCACAUUGACUUCCACAUCCGCCGUUUCCCAGACCACUACAACAGUCUCAUCGGCGAUUCCCACCCCAGCGUCUGAAGCAGCACUCACGCUAAGGUUGUUCGGUGGUGGCUGUUCGAGUGUCAGCACGACGGCCGCUACAACAGUGACAACAACAACGACACCAGCGGUGCAACCAGUGCAAACUUUACAACAGCAGGUUCAGCAACAGCAGCAAGCAUAUCCUCAACAUCAAUUGUUAGCAGCAGCCAGUAUGGUGCUGCCUUACUAUCCCACACCCGCUGGCCACCACCAGUUCGUGGCCGCUGCACUUUCAGCACAGAAGACUGCGGCCGAGCAGCAGCAACAGCAACUGCAACAACAGCAGCACUCGUUCCAACAGACUCAACAACUUUCAUCGUCGGCGCCCUCGAUGAUGCUGCUUACAAGAAUCGCCGCCCAUGCCUCUAAUCAAGCGGCGCCGGCUCUUGCUGUGGUGCCUCCUACAACUGCUGUUGCAACGUCGACGGCAGCCCAACAGUGUGAGGCCACAUCAGACUCGGCUACAACACAGGUGGAUCAACAGCAAGUUUUGGCUCAACAACAACAGCAGCAGCAGUAUCAACACCCUCAACUCGCUUAUCAUCACUACCACCAGCAUCUUCUUCACCAACAAGCAGCUCAGCUACAAGCCCAUCAUUAUGCAGCUGCCGAUUUAAACUACUACCGACAACAGCAAUUGGCGGCACACCAACGUGUCUAUCAGCAGGCGCAGGGCUUCCUGCUUGCCGCCACUGCAGCGGGCAGUGGUGGCGGCGGAGCAGUGGGUGGAGGGAGCGGAGGAGGCAUCAGUGGUAGCGCUAGUGGUGGUGGGGGCAGCGGCACCGCCUUCUUCUGCCAACCCGCCGCCGCUGUCACUGCUAACGAGAGCGCAGUGAAUGGCACCGGAGUUAUUCUUUCUGCUGCCGCGGCUGCCGCUACUACUGACCCCACCACCGCGCAACAGUUAGCUCAGCUUGCCGCUGCUGCUCAUAUGCAACAGGCAGUUGCUGCUGGAGGUGGAUUGCAAGUUAUGGCCAAUGUGAUAGCAGGUCAACAGCACCACCCAACAGUAGCAGCGCAUCAGCAAACCAUGACUGCGGCUGCUGCUGCACCGCAACAGAUGGGUCAGCAUCAAACAGCCUUCUACGCCGCCUAUCAACAACCCUACCAGACCACAGUGCAACAGCAAACGCUUCAGCAAGCACAGCAACAACAACAAGCGCAACAACAAGCACAACAACAACAGCAACAACAGUACCAACAACAAGCCCAACGCCAAUUGAUGCUCCAACACGCCAACGCCGCCUAUCGUCCCGUUGUUAUGACAGCAGCAGCGGCGGCAGCAGCGACAACGUCCGCGCAGAAGGCGAUAGUGGUGCAAGACACUGCCAGUGGCUACCAACAGCAGUUGGCCGCAUUCUGCCAGCAACAACAGCAGCAAAGACAGGGCUUUGUUCUAGCCUAUCAGCAUCAUCAACAACAAGCUAUGCAACAGGCAGUGGCUGUUGCAACCUCUCUUGAGCAGCAGCGAUAG